Molecule: messenger RNA, 1038 nt
Organism: Erythranthe guttata (spotted monkey flower)
Lineage: Eukaryota; Viridiplantae; Streptophyta; Magnoliopsida; Lamiales; Phrymaceae
Product: THO complex subunit 4A
Biological process (GO): mRNA export from nucleus
Cellular component (GO): nucleus
Molecular function (GO): mRNA binding
Source: RefSeq, a predicted model, not a curated record
CUUCUUGCUGUUAUUCUUCAUAAACCCCUCUUCACUUCAUCGAAAGCUCGAAACCACAUUUCUCAGUGAAAAUGGCGAAUCUGGACAUGACUCUGGAUGAUAUGAUAAAAAAGAACAAAUCUUCUCGGGCCGGGCCCCGAACUUCCGGUCCAGGUCCCACCCGCCGCCUUCCUAACCGCUCCGCCAGCGCCGCCACUCCAUAUUCAACCACCACGUCUCGAGCACCGGUGGCUCAGUGGAACCACGAUACUUUCGCGGCGGAGCCGGCAUUUCCCGUUGUAGGUGGAGCUAGGGUUUCAGCGAUUGAAACCGGGACUAAGCUCCUUGUUUCCAAUUUGCAUUUUGGUGUCUCCGAUGAGGACAUUAAGGAGAUAUUCUCGGGUGUUGGUGAUCUGAAAAGUUGUUCGGUUCACUAUGAUAGGGUUGGAAGAUCAGAGGGAACUGCUGAAGUAGUGUUUUUUCGCCGUAGAGAUGCAGAGGCUGCCAUAAAGAGAUACAACAAUGUCCAAUUGGAUGGAAAGCCUAUGAGGAUUGAGAUUAUAGGGUUGAACAUGGCAAUGCCUCCUCUUCUCCCUCUCCCUCUCCCUACACCUUCACAUGGCAGGAAUGUUCCGUUUCAAGCAAGUGGUAGUGCUGUAAGACGACCACAGGGCGGUGCUCGAGGAAUGAGGAAGGUUAAUGGAGUUGGUAGAGGGCGCGCUGAAAAAAUAUCGGCAGAAGAUUUGGAUGCUGAUUUGGACAAGUAUCUUGCUAAAGCAAAGGAAACAAACUAGAGAUGUAUUCGGAGAAGUUCGACGCAGUGAUAUUCUUGAUUUGGUAGUGUGAAAAGCGAAACAAUUAUCUUUUUGUAGAGAGGAUUUGACUGUAGAAACACUGAAAGCAAUGCAUGAUCUUUAGAAUUGUUUUCCAGUAUGUUGUUGCACUUGAAAAUGAAGAGCAAAUUAAUUAGUAUGAAAUUGGUAUUAAUUAGAGUAUUAUUGUGUUCAUAAAUACAGGGUUUUCCUGCAUUGUGUCAGCCAUUAACAUUUGUUCUGCACU